Messenger RNA from Ceratitis capitata (Mediterranean fruit fly), 1651 nucleotides. RefSeq lists its product as uncharacterized. The record is from RefSeq and is a predicted model, not a curated record. The coding region runs from base 652 to 1155 and encodes 167 amino acids. NCBI's taxonomy places the organism in Eukaryota, Metazoa, Arthropoda, Insecta, Diptera, Tephritidae. The transcript is spliced from 2 exons.
CUUUUGUUUAAUUAAAGAUAAUAAAAACUUUUGGCAGUUUAAACAGUCAAUAAAAGAGUCAAAUAGUUUCACUCUUGUCAAGUUAGGGAGAUAUGACAGUUGAGUUUGCAGUUGAUAAACCUUUCUUAUCAAAUUUAUCGACACCUUUUCUGUUUUGUUAUUGUAGACCGCAGUGUGCUCGCAACAACAUAUUUACGGGUAGUCUAGAUAUGCUAGUUUCUUGAUUCGACUUUGUUUACGCUUAAUUGUUUAUAAAAUGACUCACUUUGUUUGUUGGACCUUUGCGAAAACAAAGAACAAAAUAAGUCAAGUCUUUUGGCUCUGUGGCUCUGUCCUUUUAAACUCAUGCACUAAAAGUGAAUAAAUAAAUGAAUAAUGAGAAAAUAAGCAAGAAAUCAAACUCACUGCAGGAAACUGAAGCUCAAGUUGUCGGCUGCACAUUUUAUUAUUUUUUGAUUAGUUAAAAUAAUUGAUUGCUCUUUUAUUAACCAAAAGUGUCCAAGCAGCUGCUAAGAAGCUUUGAUAAAUAUCUAGCCAAUAGCGUACUGAACGAUAAAUGGGAGUAGCACUACAAUACAUGCACUUAUAACGCCUCCGAACUGUAAGAAGACUUAAGAGUCUUCAGAAUAUUCACCUAAACUACAGAGCUCGAUGGUCGCCCGAUUGCUGCGAAGCUCCGGCAUCGCUUUAUUCGUCCUCGUCUGCAGCACUACGGCUCUUUACAUACCCAGUUACUCCUAUUUGGAUGAUGUGGAACUAAACUACAAAAAUGGGACUUGGCGAUGUGACUUGCUUAUUUGUCCCAAUUCCACCUACGCUUGUACGAUUUUAAAGGUGAACGAUCCCAAAAGGCCACAUCUGUUGAAUCGUACAAACAUCUGCUAUGAUCGCAAUUGGAAUAUUACAGGCUCGCACUCACAGCCGGAAAAUAUGCCGGCCCCACAGCCAAGUUCGGUAUAUGUGGCAUUGCAUUCGCGCGUCAACGCGACUUUGGAUUGGUCCAUCUCUUAUGGCUUGAAGUCGCAGUUUGUCAAUGCAUCAUUGGAGCCCCAGAAUUUUUCGGUUUUAAAGCAAGACACUAGAAAUUUGAUAAAUGCAAUGGAUAAUAGUUGGUCGCAGAUCAAUAGGACAUUUAGGCGUAAGAACCGAGACUGAGCAAAUAUAAUAUGUACAUACAUGUAAUACAGAAGCUGCAAACGGCAGCAUUGUUUUAUUUAUGGUGAGGAGUUUCAUCACAACAAUUUGUUCGAAAACCAAACAGAAGGAUUUUCAGCGCGCCUGCUGAUGAUCGCUUCUGUUACGACAUGUAUCGGGUUUGACUUUCCACGACCAUUUUAUAAUUACCACCCUUUAUCGAACAAAAAACAACAAGUUUGUCGCUUCUUAAGAGCCCAGAAAACCCAACUCAGUCAAAGCGAUCUACGUGUGACUGAGAGUGAGUCAGAUCCUCCAAGUCGUCCUAAUUGUUAAUGUAAAAACAUCAAAUUACAUGUUUCGUUUGGCUGAACUGAAAUGUAUAAUCAUUGUUAUCGGCGCGAGCACACAAUGAAUGAUACUGUUAUCUUGAAAAAAUUUCCAAAACAAUAGAAGCAUAAAAAGAGUAACAGUACUAAAAAGUGAAGUAGACAGUAAACUGCUUGAAGAGUCUAAG